GGCCGACGUACCAGAAAUUUUGAGAGGAGAGACGAGGAAAUAAUGGUAAAAACAGAGGAAAAAAAGGGAGAAUUACCUGGAAAUAUAGAUAAAAACCAUGUAAAUAAGGAGUUCUUGAAGGGAUCAGAUGAGAGAUCAGAGUCAGUAGAAAGCCAGGAGAAUAAGGAAGAAAUAGGAAGAAAUAUUAAGGACCGUAUGGAACAGCUUAUAAGAUUAAGAAAACGUAUGCGUCUUUCGGCGGAAGCGAACCGAAAGGAUUUAUUUAGUGAAUAUCAGCGUUUAAAAGAGGAUCCAAAGUUAGCUAGGAAAAUAGAGCUUAAAAGACAAGAUGCAGAGAAGAAAUUAGAUAAACAGGAGUCUAUAGAGAGAGGAGAGGAUUAUGAGCGAAAACGGGCAUGGGAUUGGACAAUUGAGGAAUCAGAACGAUGGGAUCAACGAAUGAAAGAGAAACAAGAAGCACGGGAUAAAUCGUUAUUUGCAGAUUAUACACAAGCGGCUCAACAUAGUUAUGAAAAAUUGAUGCGUAAGUUUAAACCGGAUUUAGAAGGGUAUGAGAAGGAAAGAGCAAAAGUGAUGGCGAAUAAAGAGAUGUUGAAUGAAAAUGAUAUGGAGGUUGGGAAUACAUAUGAAUCAUUUUAUAGGGAUGCGAAUUUUCUUGGGUUUGCAAAUAAUAAACCGAGUAAAAAAGCGAUUGAUCGACUUAUUGAGGAUCUUAAUAAACAGGAGGAAAUGAGGAAUAAAUCAAGAAAAAGAAUUGAUCCGGAUGAUGAGGAUGUUAGCUAUAUAAAUGAAAGGAAUGCGAAUUUCAAUAGGAAAAUCUCAAGGUUUUAUGAUAAAUAUACAAGAGAGAUUCGAGAAAGUCUUGAAAGAGGUACAGCAGUCUGAAACAUGUAUAUUAUUUUGGUUUCAGUUGCUGAAUUUUUGAUUAAAA
Molecule: messenger RNA, 931 nt
Organism: Pneumocystis carinii B80
Lineage: Eukaryota; Fungi; Ascomycota; Pneumocystomycetes; Pneumocystales; Pneumocystaceae
Exons: 6
Coding region: 43-885 (280 amino acids)
Cellular component (GO): Prp19 complex; post-mRNA release spliceosomal complex; catalytic step 2 spliceosome
Source: RefSeq, a predicted model, not a curated record